This is a messenger RNA of Anarrhichthys ocellatus (wolf-eel), 1864 nucleotides long. RefSeq names its product shisa family member 3 (gene shisa3). The record is from RefSeq and is a predicted model, not a curated record. Lineage: Eukaryota; Metazoa; Chordata; Actinopteri; Perciformes; Anarhichadidae. The transcript has 2 exons. Bases 338 to 1189 code for a protein of 283 amino acids.
CACAACUCCUGCACCGACAUCAACAAACAACCUCAGGAGCCCGGAGCAGUUUGUUUGGAUGAGAAGAAAGUUCCCUGGUGAUAUUUUAAGAGGUUUCUUGAAGAGAAGGUUCAAUCAAGGAUUUGCUCGCAUUGCAAUUUGGGAACUUUUGGCUCAGAACGGUUUGGAUGGUGGGAAUUAUGACGGUGACAUAAGUUUAGGUCUCCGGAUCGCCGCGUUUCUCUUUCAGUGAAUUCAUCUCAAUGAAGAGCCUCUAACCCGGACCCGACACACUCCGUGGCCCGGAGCUGAAGCCCACCGGACGCAGGGAACCGUGAACCCCCAGCGGCUUGCCGGGAUGGUGUGCCUGCUCAACUGCCUGCUGCUGGGAUAUCUGACCUGGAAUCUGCGGAUAUCGGACGCACAGGGGGAGUACUGUCACGGCUGGCUGGACGCUAAUGGGAAUUAUCAUGAUGGCUUCCAGUGUCCGGAGGACUUUGACACCAUGGACGCCACUGUGUGCUGCGGCUCCUGCUCGCUGCGCUACUGCUGCGCGGCCGCGGACGCACGGCUGGACCAGGGCGGCUGCACCAACGACAGGGAGGUGGACAACAUCGAGUUCGCAGCGCAGCCCAUCUACGUGCCCUUCCUAAUGGUAGGGAGCAUCUUCGUCGCCUUCGUCGUGGUCGGCUCUCUGGUGGCCGUCUACUGCUGCACCUGCCUGCGGCCCAAGCAGCCGACCCAGCAGCCCAUUCGCUUCUCCCUGCGUAGCUGCCAGGGCGAAACCAUUCCCAUGAUCCUCACCUCCGCUCCCCCGAGCCUCCGUGCCCCGUCGCGACAGUCCAGCACGGCCACCACCAGCUCCAGCUCGGCCGGAGGGGGCAGCUCCAUGCGGAGGUUUUCUCUCGGAGGUCAGGGGCAGCAGCACGGCUGCCUGGUGUCUGCCACCGUCUCCUCGUCAGCCUCCACCCCAACUCAGACCCCUCAGACUCUGCCUCCGCCACCGCCCCCUCCCUACACAUCCCCACCAGCACCCAUGUCAGGAGGCAUGCAGCACCAACUGGCCUCCACCCACACCCACACCCAGCUGCAGCUCCACCAGCCCUCCAUGUCCUCUCAGACCUUCCUUCUGCCACAGCAGUAUUUCUUCCCCCUGCAGCCAGACGCCUUCUCAGCGGCCAAGGGCUUCGCCGACUUCGGACAGAGCUGACACGUCUCCCAGCGGGGGGGGGGAAAUAUAGAGGGAUUACAAGAUUUUUUUUUUUUUUUUUUUUUAGAUGGUUGGAUGUCAGCCGGCAAACACUCUGCAUCACAGCUGGUGGUGUUUGGGUGGAAGGCCCAGGCCGUCUGAACGGACACAGAGAGAGAGCGGCAGGAGGACGAGGGAUAAAGUACGACAAAGCUGCACGGCCUGAGGAGUUUCCCCCUUCUGCAUCACAGGACACAUCAGAGUUCAACAAACCUGUUAGAGGCAGCAACAGUGUUGAAACUUGUGCACUUUUAGCUGAAAUUGUAAACAGUCCUCACUGGCCUUACAUUUUAUUUUUAUACAGGUUGUUUUUUUUUUAAGCAGACAGCUCACAAUACAGACUAAACUCUUAAUCACAAACCUUCCUCUGAAAACAAACUGCACAGGCAAACGGCACCAACACUGUCACUCUGAGCAUUGUUACAUUAUUAGAAAUAGAUGUUGGAAACCAGGGAAAUAUUGUGUUUUUUGACAAUCGCAAGGACCUCUGAAUGAGGGGUGGACCUGAUAUACAAAGGACAGUAUAUUUAGGAGGAAAUGUGGACUUUUAUAAGAUGUUGUACAGGCAUUGUACCCAGAGCAGGGUUGUCAUAUUGAUUCCCUAACUUACAGCGAAUAAAAUGUUGCCUCUCCGUA